This is a messenger RNA of Emiliania huxleyi CCMP1516, 1059 nucleotides long. RefSeq lists its product as hypothetical. The transcript is spliced from 11 exons. The record is from RefSeq and is a predicted model, not a curated record. Bases 1 to 1059 code for a protein of 352 amino acids. NCBI's taxonomy places the organism in Eukaryota, Haptophyta, Isochrysidales, Noelaerhabdaceae.
AUGUCAGCGGCGGGCCUGGAGGCGGGCCUGGAGGUCGCGAUGUCGCGCUUCGUCUCAUCGCUGCGUCCGCGGCAGACGGCUGCUCCCCUCGCGGCGCCGCUGCUCCCCGUGCAGUGCGCCGCCCAUCACGAUGGCGACGCCUCCGCCGAGUCGCGGCCGCCGCUCGCCGGAAGCGUGGGGGCGGCUGCGCGGGAGCGCGUGCCGCUGCUGGACAACGCCAAGGCGGCGCUCAUCUACCUCGUUGUCGUGUACCACACGCUCGUCGUCUACACGUCCGCCGACCGGCCUGAAGGCAUCGCUCCUCCCGCGUGUGGCAUCAUCCCCGUCUGGUCGGCCGUGCUCGCCCUCCUCAAGCCCGUCGUGAUGCCUUCCUUUUGCCUCAUCUCUGGCCACCUGUCGUGCGCCACACUGUCCGCACGCCGCGGCUACGAGCUCUGCCAGCUGGUCGCCGCCUACCUCCUCUUCCAGACCCUCUACCACACAAACAACCUCCUCGCCUACCGCCUGAACGGAUUCGCCUUCCGCGCGCUGCCGCUCCAGCUCGGCUGCGCCUCCUUCCUCGUCGCCGCCUCCGCCGGCACGGUCGCCCUCGCCCGCCGCGGCGAGCGCGGCUUCGGCGGAGUCACCUUUGCCGACGCCUUCGCCGGCGUGAGCGAGACGUACGACUGCUUCAACGGCUUCGCGCCCGACGCGGCGAGGCGGCGCGGAGGCUGCGCCACGCUGCGCGCCGCCGGACAGCGCGCAGCCUUCUACGCCGCCUCCGCCCCGCUGAUGGCGGGAUUCUUCUCCGUGCUGCCCCGCGCCGCCGGGUGGUGGUCGCACCCGGGCCACAUGUCAAUGUUCAUCUACCUGCUCCACCCGCUGCUCAUCACCAACCCGUACGUCAUGCGCGCCGUCUUCGAGCGGCUCUCCGCCCUCAGCGGGCGCGAGGUCAACGUCUGGUCCCCCGCCGACGACGGCGCGGUGGUGAGCGCCGUCCUCCCCGCGUCGCUCGCCGUCUGCGCGCUGCUGUCGACGCCGCCAGUGCGCCGGCUGUUGGGGGAGGGCGGCUCGAGCUAG